AUGCCUCCAGAUUGGGCCCAGAUUGGGUUGCCUUGCUUCCCGCUUGCUACCAAACGUGCUGCCGACCGGCUGCUGUCUCUCGGAACCCAAGAGGCGAAGCAAAAGCAGAGCAGAGCAGGGUAUGGAGUGCAUUCAUUCAUGUCUGAUGAGGUCAGUCCGGUCAGACAUGCACCUACAGUCAACGCUCUUAUCUGCAUCCUCGCCCGUUCCAUCUUGAUAGGAAAAGAUUCUAAAUGCUGGGCUGUGGUGUUCAUCUUCCCCAAUCAAGUUGGUGAUGGAUUCCUCUUAGGACUCUCUGUUCAGUCAAGCCCCGGCACGGAUAUCAGCGACAUGGUUGAGCAAUGGUCAGACUGUCCUCGGUGCUCCCAAAGAAAUCUCCAAGGCGGCAGCAGCAUGAGCAAGAGAGUCUGUACAACAUCGCCGAGGUCCUCGACAACGCCCAGCCCUACAGGACCACGAGGGCCAUCUCGAAUUGUGGCCUUCUUCCGACUCCGUUCCAUUAUUAACUUGCGUGCUUUGCCCACAGUGGGAUUGGAUUUUCGCCUAAUCCAGCCCAAGGACGUGGACGGUGGAGAGGAGCCGUGA
Colletotrichum abscissum is the source of this 585-nucleotide messenger RNA. RefSeq lists its product as uncharacterized. The transcript is spliced from 2 exons. The record is from RefSeq and is a predicted model, not a curated record. Bases 1 to 585 code for a protein of 194 amino acids. Lineage: Eukaryota; Fungi; Ascomycota; Sordariomycetes; Glomerellales; Glomerellaceae.